Messenger RNA from Gadus morhua (Atlantic cod), 1065 nucleotides. It is a transcript of the gene pnp4a, whose product is annotated as purine nucleoside phosphorylase 4a. NCBI's taxonomy places the organism in Eukaryota, Metazoa, Chordata, Actinopteri, Gadiformes, Gadidae. The record is from RefSeq and is a predicted model, not a curated record. Gene Ontology annotation, biological process: nucleoside metabolic process. Gene Ontology annotation, cellular component: cytoplasm. The transcript is spliced from 7 exons. The coding region runs from base 97 to 975 and encodes 292 amino acids. Gene Ontology annotation, molecular function: purine-nucleoside phosphorylase activity.
AAACACACUGUCCACAGUCUCACUCUCCACAGUCUCACUCCUCAGACACUACCAGGACUCACCCUCAUCACACUCAUCUUCCUCAUCAUCCUCAACAUGCACAGCAAAGAGCAGAUCAACCAUGACGACUACCAGAAGACAGCUGAUUGGCUGUUGUCCCAGACGAAGCAGCGCCCUCUGGUGGGCAUCAUCUGUGGCUCGGGUCUGGGUCUGCUGGCGGACUCCCUGAAGAACCCCGAGCUGUUCCCCUACGCAGACAUCCCCGGGUUCCCCCAGAGCACCGUGCAGGGUCAUGCAGGGCGCUUGGUGUUCGGGGAGAUGAAGGGGCGGAGCUGUGUGUGCAUGCAGGGUCGCUUCCACAUGUACGAGGGACACUCGCUCGGCAAGACCACCUUCCCGGUCCGGGUGUUCAAGCUGCUGGGGGUGGAGACUCUGAUCGUCACCAACGCCGCCGGCUCAUUGGCUGACGGCUACCAUCCCGGUGACAUCAUGAUCAUCAAAGACCACGUCAACGUCCCGGGAUUGGCCGGCCUGAACCCUCUGACCGGGCCCAACGACGACAAGUUUGGUCCACGUUUUCCCGCCAUGUCCAGUGUGUACGAUAAGGGUCUCCGUUGCCUAGCGAUGGACAUCGUGAAGCAGAUGGGCGUGGCCCAGUUCGUCCACGAGGGCGUGUAUGCCAUGGUGGGCGGGCCCAACUUCGAGACGGUCGCCGAAGCCAAACUACUGCAUCGGCUAGGGGUGGACGCCGUCGGGAUGAGUACUGCUCCGGAGGUACUGGUGGCGUCUCACUGUGGAAUGCGAGUGUUCGGUCUGUCGCUCAUCACAAACAAGGUGGUGAGGAGCUACGACGACGAGGAGCAGGUGAACCAUGAGGGGGUCCUGGAGGUCGGCAAGAUGAGGUCCCAGUCCCUCCAGACGCUCAUCACCCAGCUGGUGGGCAGGAUGGACAUGAACAACAACACACACACCUAGACACGCACGCACACACACACACACACGCACACACACACACGCUCGCACGCACACACACACACACACACAUACACGCUCGCACGCACGCAC